Molecule: messenger RNA, 339 nt
Organism: Hylaeus anthracinus
Lineage: Eukaryota; Metazoa; Arthropoda; Insecta; Hymenoptera; Colletidae
Exons: 3
Coding region: 1-339 (112 amino acids)
Source: RefSeq, a predicted model, not a curated record
AUGAACGGCGCAGCCCCAAGCGAUACAGCCCUGGCCGUGGGCGUGCAGGCGCGUGCUGGUCUCGCUAGAGCGAAACCAAGGACACUAGAAGAAUAUAGCAGCAGCAGCAGCAGCGGCGGUGGCGGUGGCGGCGGUGGCGUCGACGGUGGUGGUGACGACGGCGGUAGCGAGUGGCGGCAGCUAGGCAGAGGAAUCGAAUCAUCGUGGCGUCGGGCGGCGGUAUCGAGCAGAGAGUCAAAUCAUCGUGGCAGCGUCGGCGACGGCAGCGGUGGCGGUGACGGCGGCGAUAGGUCCCCUUCACCCCGACCCACGUUUGUCUACGUAAUCGAACAUCCCUAG